UCUGAGAGCUGUCGGUGGUUCCUGUGUCGGUGGUUCGGUGAGGAUCAGCUGUAACGGGACUGUUUAAAGAUGCUGAUGUUUCUGCUCCUCGUUUUCGUUUCCCAGCAUGCCUCAGGGCUGGAAGUAGAGCAGGGGGUUGAGUCUGUCCUGCUGCCCUGUCAGGUACCAGUUAAUGUUUCCAUGAGCUCCACAGCAGCAGUGUGGGACCAAGAGGAACUGACGAGGCCAAUGGUUCAUGGACGUGUGAAGAGUGGUGAUGAUCUUUCUCUUCAAAAUGAUCGUUACACCAACCGAACAUCAAUGAGAGCCGACGCUCUGCAGACUGGAGACCUCAGCCUUACUCUGAGGAACCCCACAGUCUCUGACAGUGGAACCUACACCUGCACCGCCCGCAAGCAAGGACAAGAGCUGAGCCGGACUGAAGUCCAGCUGAAGGUCACAGAAGCUCCUCCAGUCUGGCCCAAAGUCCUCUCAGGUGUCCUGGGUACUCUUCUUCUCCUGACUCUUCUCUGUGGUCUCUGUGUGUAUUUUGAACAUAAAAGGAUGAAGCAGAGUGAAGUUCCUCAAAGCGAGUUUGUGGAGGUGACACAGGGGGUGAAGUCUGUCCUGCUGCCCUUUAAAACUACACCUGACCUUUCUGAGGACGUCACAGUGGAGUGGACUCGCACUCAACCCAAACUCAUGACGGUCCACGUGUAUGAGAGAGGAAACAAUCAGCCACAUAAACAAGACCAGGGCUACAGAGGUCGCACAGAGAUGAAGGAAGAUCCGCUGAGAACUGGAGACUUCAGUCUGACCCUGAAAGACUUCUACCUCACUGACAGUGGAUUCUACACCUGCACCGUCUACAACAAGGAUGGAAACGUGCUGCUACAGAAAUCAGUGACUCUCGCUGUCAGAGUUCCUCCUCCAGAGUGGGUGGAGGUGUUGGUAGUGACCGAAGGAGAGGAGUCUGCCCUGCUGCCCUUUAAGACCACACCUGACCUUCCUCAGGAUGUCAGAGUGGAGUGGGCUCUCACUGAACCACAACAAAUGAAGGUCCACGUGUAUGAGAGUGGAAACAGUCAGCCAGAUAAACAGGACCAGGAUUACAGAGGUCGCACAGAGAUGAACAAAGAUCCACUGAACACUAAAGACCUCAGUCUGACCCUGAAGGAUCUCCACCUCACUGACCGUGGAGUCUACACCUGCACCAUCUACAACAAGGAUGGACUCAUGCUGCUACAGAAAUCAGUGAUACUCAGUGUCAGAGAUGCGGAGCACCGACGUGGAGGAGACUAGGGUGCCUUGGUGGUGGGAUCCUUUGCGUGUACACACCUGCCUUGUUUAGUUUAUUAGUGUGAGUGUGUGAUAGUGUGCUGCACUUGUGUCUUGGUGUGUUUUCUUUUUAGUUGGUUUGUGUCAUCCCUGCCCCUCCACUGGUAAGCCUCAGCUCUGAAUACCUUUUUAAGCAUAUUUGUACAUGGAUAUUUAUGAUUGUGCUUUUAUACGGUGUUUUAAAUAAUUAUUAAUAAAUUGUCAACUUGUUUAUCAUUGAA
Messenger RNA from Oreochromis niloticus (Nile tilapia), 1538 nucleotides. RefSeq lists its product as uncharacterized. Gene Ontology annotation, cellular component: external side of plasma membrane. Gene Ontology annotation, biological process: positive regulation of T cell proliferation; negative regulation of T cell proliferation; cellular response to lipopolysaccharide. The coding region runs from base 70 to 1281 and encodes 403 amino acids. The record is from RefSeq and is a predicted model, not a curated record. Lineage: Eukaryota; Metazoa; Chordata; Actinopteri; Cichliformes; Cichlidae. The transcript is spliced from 6 exons.